Patiria miniata (bat star) is the source of this 2153-nucleotide messenger RNA. RefSeq names its product homologous-pairing protein 2 homolog (gene psmc3ip). The coding region runs from base 175 to 810 and encodes 211 amino acids. Gene Ontology annotation, biological process: homologous chromosome pairing at meiosis; meiotic strand invasion involved in reciprocal meiotic recombination; meiotic joint molecule formation. Gene Ontology annotation, cellular component: DNA recombinase auxiliary factor complex; condensed nuclear chromosome. Gene Ontology annotation, molecular function: double-stranded DNA binding; recombinase activator activity. The record is from RefSeq and is a predicted model, not a curated record. Lineage: Eukaryota; Metazoa; Echinodermata; Asteroidea; Valvatida; Asterinidae. The transcript has 9 exons.
UUGACGAGCAGACGACAACAUGACGUGCACUGACGUGACGUGACCAGCUGACAGUGGCCUGCCGAAGUUUUGCUAUUUUUCUCAGCUUUUCCAGUCGAUUUCAAGAAGCAGUUGCACCAACAGAAUUGACUUAUAAGUUGAGAAAGAAGUAGAAAACACGUGCAGUAUAAAAUAAUGAGUAAAUCUAAGGAUUCAGAUGCCGUGACUGCCAUUUUAGACUAUCUGAACCGACAGAACAGACCCUACAGUGCAAUCGAUGUCUUCAAUAACCUACAUAAGGAGUUUGGAAAAACAGCUGUAGUAAGAGCACUGGAGGACCUUGCACAGAAUGGCAAGAUCAAAGAGAAAGUUUACGGCAAACAGAAGGUGUAUGUGGCCGACCAGAGUCAGUUUCCUGAUGUUGACGACUCGGAGUUGAAGACAAUGGACACCCAAAUUAAGGAACUCCAAGACAAACUACAAAAGACACAGAGCACUUGUAAACAUCAAGAGCAAGAGUUGCGAUCUAUUGAUACCUCAAUGAGUACAGAACAAGCAAGGGAACGACUGGAACAAGUCAACCAAGAGAUUGAGUGCAACAAGGAGAAGUUGGCAACCCUCACGUCCGCCACCAACCACGUCAGGCCAGAAGAAAAGGACAAAAUCUAUGCCAAUCAAGCCAAAUAUGUCAAGGGGUGGAAGAAGAGAAAGAGAAUGACAAUGGACAUAGUCAACGCAAUCCUGGAAGGCUACCCCAAGACCAAGAAACAAUUAUUCGAGGAUGUUGGGCUGGAAACUGAUGAGGAAUACAACGUGAAAAUUCCUGAAUAGCGCCAAAAAAAACUGAGGAGUGAAAUAAGAGAAAGUGUUCCUGAUUAAGCUGGCUGUGCCAUUCCAAAUCCAGCGGCAUUUACUCUACUGCGUUAUUCUAAAUCCAGAGGGCCUCUACUACUGUUUCCAACUUUUGGCAGGGCCGUUCCAAAUCCAGAGCAACCUACAUACUGCAAUUCUAUGCCCAGAGGGAACUGCAUUACAAGCCAUCUUGGUUCCAAGUAUGUUGGUUCAGUAAUCUAAUACAAGAAUUAAACAACGCAGUAUGAGACACCCAUUGUACUUUCACCAUAAAAUUCAUAUUAUAAUUUUCAUUAUUCUGCAUGAUUCACAUUUUCAAUGUGCAGCAAAAAAAGAAACGUCACUCGGAAAGCGUGAUACUUAGCCAUUGUACAAUCUUUGGUUAAAACUCUAUUCUGUACAAUCAUCAACACUGGUAAUAAAUGCGAUAGGAAAAUACACAUUGUGUAUGUACAUAACUGAACACUACAGCUGCUUUGCAAAGAAAUCAGUGGAUUAGCAGCAACAGAUACAUAAUACAAGACAAAAACAAUAGUCUUCAUUUGAGAAACAAUACACUGAUAAUAGAAUCAUCCUUCAGGAUGGAUGAUUCGCUUCAUGAAUACAUUCGGUUCCUGGAAAUCAGAGCAUCAAUUAUAUAAAGUCGUUAAUUGAGAGCUUGACCACUUUUUUACGGCAAAUAAGUACAAAUAUGUUUAAGCACCAUACAUCUGAGGUGGUGUAAGUCUUUUCCAAGAUUUCUGUAAUUUAUUUUUUCUCUUUUUAAUAUUUUGGGGAACCUUACUAAAUAGUAGCAUUCUUGUGACCUGUUAAUGUUUUUAGGCAUGAAAUUGGGACUAGCAUGACUAUUACUGAUUCCUAGAGUCCGAGGUCCCCUCCUACUCCUUUCAUUAACACUAAGUUUAUCACGACUUAUCAUGACGUACAUUGACUAAAACACUUGACGCAAACCACUAUUUAUUUAUAUUAAAGGUCAAAGUCACUUGUUAAUAUUUCAGUUUGUACGUAGUAUAACAUGCAGAUUGUUGUACCCAUUUACGUGUCCACAGAUUAACUGUGACCAAAGAAAGAUUAACCCUCACGCUGAUUUAAAAAAAAGCCAAAUUAAGGUCUUAAUUAGCUGCGUGUGUAAUAUAUGGAAGGAUGUUUACAUAUAACGAGCCUUUUAGAGGUCGCCGAUAAUUUUGUUGUGACGUCAUAUCCUUUGGCAAUUAAGACGCUAAUUGUUCAAUGUUGAUGGAGCCAUAAGGAUUAGAUGAAAUGACUUCCACUUGGUCAGAAUUUUUAAAUGGAAAUGACAGGUGUUUACACAGCUUACACGG